AUGGUGCUGUUGGGGCCAUCGGUCAACUCCAUAAGGCAGUUGCUGGCACUAUGUGAGGGUUACGCUGCGCAGCGUGGUCUCAGGUAUAACGCUACCAAAAGCGAGCUGGUAGUGUUCAAGGCCCGUAAAUACAACCGGGAAGCUGUCCCUGAGAUCACGCUGGGUGGGAUACCCCUAAAAGUAGUUGAGAGGGUUAAAUAUCUUGGUCAUAUGCUCACCAGUGACCUGAGCGAUGACCCGGAUCUGGAGAGGGAGAGGAGAGCGAUGGCUGUGCGGGGCAAUAUGAUCGCCCGCAGAUUCGCACGCUGUAGUAACGAAGUCAAACUGACGCUUUUCAAGGCCUACUGUCAGACGUUCUACACGUGUAGUCUGUGGGUGAAAUUUACACAGAGAGCCUACAACGCAAUUCGCGUGCAAUACAACAACAUCCUCAGAAUGUUGUUGCGGCUGCCGAGACAUUGCAGUGCAUCCAGAAUGUUUGCUGAGGCGCGUACAGAUGACUUUUUCGCCGUCAGGAGAAAAAGAGUUGGAUCACUGCUAAGUCGUAUGCGGGGCAGCAGCAACGGCCUUCUGAGGGCGUUGGCUGAGCGUCUCGACUCUCCUCUCACUCGCUACUGGGUGGAAGUGGCGAUUGGCAGGGCCAAGUGUGCCGCUUUAUUACUUUUUACAUUUCGUUCAGCUUGCUACGGCCAGACAGAGAAUUUCACAACCCAAGCCCCAUACCCCAUCUACCUUCCCCUCCGCUGCUCGUCUCCAAGACCUGGAGACGUAGACCUUCAAGGCAUAGAUCUUAUAGCCGUAUAUCAGCUGGAUGGGCCCAAUACCACAGGAGUGACUCAGGUCCGAGGGUCCCAGGAUAUGCAGAGGGCCUAUAGGCUCAGCGAUGGGGCUAAUUUGACUGUACCUUUAAGAAAUGUCUUCCCAUCCGGCCUCCCUGAGCAGUUCAGCGUGGUAGCCACCUUCAACGCCCGAAGCCAAAACAAGCCAUGGAUGGUUGUACGAGCGGCGAAAAGUCUACAGUUCUCGCUGACUUUACUGCCUCGUAUUGAGAAGUUAGCUGUGCUUGUAGAAGGAACUAGACUGAUCUUUGAUUGUGAGAAGUUGUUCAGACCAGGAUGGCAUAAGCUGCACGUAGCUGUCACCAAUGAUACGGUCCAUGUAGCCGUUGAUUGUGAGGAGCUGGUGCCACAAAACAUCACGAGCCACAACUUGAGGAAUGCCACCACACUGUCAAUCAUGGCGCACGAAAAUGGCACCCCGGCUGCAGUAGAUCUCCAGUGGUUGUCAAUGUACUGCAGCCGGUAUAAACUGGUCAAAGACAGCUGCGAAGAAAUUGAUGAACCUGCACCCAUAAUGUCCACCGCUUCUCCUCGAUUCUUUCAGUAUGAAGCCGGAGCUGACAGGAUAGAAUUUCCUGCUCUCAAUACCUGUAACCAAUCCUGCCCGCCGGGUCCAAUAGGUCCAGCUGGGCCACCGGGAGAACCGGGAAUCAGGGGCGUUACAGGCUUACCCGGUGUACGUGGCAUUGAGGGGCCUAUGGGUCCCCCUGGGUCCCCGGGGCCUCGAGGCGAGAGGGGCGAGCGGGGACCGCCGGGGGAAGUAACAACCGGAAGCGUAGGCGUGGCUGGCCCACCAGGAAAACCGGGAAAGUCGGGUCAAAGAGGAGAAAGAGGAGACACGGGACAGAAAGGUGAGCCGGGUGAAGCAGGCCUCACGGGCCUAGGCGGUCUUCCAGGGGAACCGGGCAGAGAUGGUAAACGAGGCCCGCCGGGGCCAGAGGGGCCACGUGGGUUCCCAGGGCUCUCUGGUCCUCCAGGUACCGCUGCGAAUAUCAACGCUUCAAUACUGCAAGGUGCUAAAGGUGAUAGAGGAGUCCCCGGUAGACGAGGUCAGGACGGGAGCCCAGGACCCGCCGGCGCCCCCGGGGCAAAUGGUGCUACGGGUUCACAAGGGCCACAGGGCCCUGCAGGUGUUCCGGGACCCCCAGGUGCGAUAGGCCCCCCGGGGCCUAGCGGGCCUCGUGGUGAACGAGGUCAAGAUGGAGCACAGGGUCGAGAAGGCCUCCGCGGCCUGCCAGGCCUACCAGGCCCACCGGGUUCCAACGCUGCCCUGGGUACCACUGUUCCUGGACCACCUGGACCACCAGGAACCUCUGGUCAGAAAGGUGAACAAGGCCUGCCAGGUGUACCAGGCACUCCAGGAAUAGAUGGCACACCGGGUACCCCAGGACAGAGAGGGCCACCUGGAAUUCCGGCACCACACAGUUUCAUAUCGCAAGCACCGACAAUAUCUGAAAGUGAAGUAAGAAAUAUUUGUGAAGACCUUAUAAGAGAUCGUCUUAAGGAAUGGACGCAAGGGCUAGCAGGUCCCCCUGGACCUCCGGGGGUGGGUAAGAGGGGACUACCUGGAAAACCUGGAAUUGCUGGUGCACCUGGCACCAGAGGUUCACCUGGAGAGACCGGGCCUCGCGGAUACCCCGGUGCGAUCGGUGACCCCGGCAGGCCGGGUGAGGCCGGGCCCCGUGGUGACAAGGGCGACAAAGGAGAGAGAGGGCCUGAGGGACGUGGUCUACCAGGUCAGGAGGGCCCGAGAGGAAUCGCAGGUCCUAUUGGCCCACCUGGUCUCGCUGGAAGAACAGGAGACAGAGGAGAGUCCGGAAGAGAAGGGGCUAUGGGUCCUCGAGGGGUGCCUGGACCGCGUGGCUCCUGCGAUUGCCCCACAGCCGCGUUUUACGCGUACCCCCAAGGACUGAACAAAGGACCAUAAACUCACAACACAGCUACGAGUAUGGACCAUAGACAACGUUACAUACGUCGCGCGAUAAGCCCCCUCCACACUACUGCGCGAAUCGCGACACGAGUGUGGAGGGGGCUGUAGAAGAACUACGAAUAUUGUAGCUCCAUCUAGACAAUUCAAGAACUUGCAUGCAAUAUUCGAUACACUGCUAACUACCAUGAAUUCAGUCGACCGACCAAAUAAAUACAGCAAUGUAACGAAAAUCACCUGCAAGUUAUUGAACUGUCUAAAUGGGGCUUCAGAAUUCUGAAAUAGUACCCCUUCAAGUAAGGAACUUAGGGAGCCUUUAAAACAGGGCUAUCUUUCAGAACAGAAUAAACGUCAAGUAUACAAUACAUUUUCAAGACUAGCAUUAUCACCCAUGUUUGCUAUGUGUCGACACUUAUGAUGGCGUGAACGUGUCAACGACUCGAUGACAAAAAACCGUUUCGUACCAUUGUAUUUUGUAUUGUACUGUAGCACGGGCAGGUUAUUCGCAACUGGCCGACUGGCGCCUAUUUUCAUAUCAUAUUCAAUACUAUUAAUAAGGUGUGUCCACAUCUGGCUAACACGCCGCGAAUGCUCGUUAACUGUGCGCGAAUUGCGCUAGUAAUUUGCGAUUGACAUUAACGACGCAUUCAUCAAAUAUGGACGGACUUUUACUCUUAAUAAUAUCAAUACAAUACUUAAUAUGCAAUAGUAUACUAAUACUUAAACUUACUUAGUAUACUAUUACUUAUCAUACUUAUUCUUAUGUGCCGUACUUGUAUGCAUUUUUCAAAUGACAUCAACUGAUCUCCAAUGUCAUCUUUUGUAAAUAAAUUAAGGUAAAUUACUUAAAAAAACUGAUGGGUUUAUGUAAGUUUAGUACCAUUUUAAGCUUGCAGUACGUCAAUUAACAAGAAGGGAGUACAUAUCAUUGUAUCGAAUCUUUUCCUAUUAAUGUUGUUAAGAACUCGCCUAAAUCAAUGAAUAUAAUAUAAAUUUAGAAUAGUAAAUAUUUAGGUACUUUUUUAAUACCAUGAACUUUGUAAUG
Cydia strobilella is the source of this 3811-nucleotide messenger RNA. Its product is annotated as collagen alpha-1(IX) chain-like. Gene Ontology annotation, molecular function: extracellular matrix structural constituent conferring tensile strength. Lineage: Eukaryota; Metazoa; Arthropoda; Insecta; Lepidoptera; Tortricidae. The coding region runs from base 1 to 2766 and encodes 921 amino acids. Gene Ontology annotation, biological process: extracellular matrix organization. The record is from RefSeq and is a predicted model, not a curated record. The transcript is spliced from 23 exons.